Messenger RNA from Zophobas morio, 1334 nucleotides. RefSeq names its product protein transport protein Sec24B-like. Gene Ontology annotation, molecular function: SNARE binding; zinc ion binding. The record is from RefSeq and is a predicted model, not a curated record. The transcript has 11 exons. Gene Ontology annotation, biological process: endoplasmic reticulum to Golgi vesicle-mediated transport; COPII-coated vesicle cargo loading; intracellular protein transport. The coding region runs from base 35 to 880 and encodes 281 amino acids. Gene Ontology annotation, cellular component: COPII vesicle coat; endoplasmic reticulum exit site. Lineage: Eukaryota; Metazoa; Arthropoda; Insecta; Coleoptera; Tenebrionidae.
AUCAGAUUACUCUGCUUUAUCACAUGGAGUACUAAUGCAGUCUUACUUGAGUGCUGCUUUUAAGCUCUUGAGGAAAAGUGGAGGUCGCAUUAUUUUGUUAUCUCAUCAUCUCUUCAGCUCUCCUAUGGGCGAUAGUCUUAAAGAUUUUCUGUUGUUGUUUUCAAAAAAUUGUUCAAAGAGAAGUAUCGCCAUUGAUCAAUUUCUGGUUUCCUCCGGUUCAACCACUCUAAGCCUGUUGGCGGCCCUGUCUGAAGCAACAGGAGGUCACGUGUUUCAUUAUAGGAGUUUCAAUGCUUCGCAGGAUCUUCCUCUUCGCGAUAAAUACAUUUCUGAGCUUGAAAAUUUUCUUUGCACGAAAGUCUUUGUUGAAGUUUACAUCAAGAUCAGGGCUCAUAAAGCGCUGAAGAUACGUGCGCCAGCGGGCUGUGUUUGUUCUGAACUAUCGGAUUCUACCGUGGUUUCUAUGUCGAAGGUGGACAGCCGAUUUUUUUCUUUAGUGCUUCAACUUCAGCUGAAGGAGCCUUUACCUCAUCUGCAGACGUGCCUACAACUGACCACGCUGUAUACCACUUACGAUGGUAUACGUAAUAUAAGAGUGAUGACGUUUCGCUUUCCUACGAGCAACAGUGUGGCAGAUGUGCUUCAUGGGGUAGAUGGAUAUACACUUGCUUCUCUCCUUCCAAGACUCGCAAUGGAGAAAGACACCGCUGAUUUCACCAAAUCAUUUCUGGUGAACAUUUCUAUGCAAUUUCACAAGACUUUUUCGAUGCCCACUCACGGCCUCCACUAUCCGGCCAGUCUUGCUGUUCUGCCUCCUUUUGCCUUCGCGCUGUCUAAAAAUGCAAGGAUUACCGUUUCGUACACCUUCACGAGCCACUAACUUUGAUGGUUAGAUCGGUGCUAGAAGAGGUGAUGUCCCGCCGGACAUGCGCGACUAUGCCCGUCUGUUGUACAGAAGUUUACAAGCCGAAACUUUACUUGUAUACAUUUACCCGGAAUUAUACUCCUUUAGCGACGCGGAUGAGGGCGUAAACAUAUGCUUGCUGCCACCCUCUUCGCAGUAUCUUUCUCCCUCAAAAGUACAUGUGCUGUACAACGUGACGAAUCUUUUGGUGUUCAUUGGGAAAAAUAUUAGCCGAAAUAUGUGCGAACAACUUUUCAUGGCCGACCAGCCAGCCUCGAUAUCUUGUUGCCGUUUACCACCACGCCUACGCAACUCGCUAUCGGAUGCCUUCCAUGAACUGUUAGCGGCGUUUAACCAGCGAUGUCAUCUAACACCACUCUUGACUAUAGUGAGCGAAGCAACUGCGGGAGAGUUCUCCCCCCACGUGUUU